Lymnaea stagnalis (great pond snail) is the source of this 312-nucleotide messenger RNA. The record is from the annotation of a GenBank genome assembly. NCBI's taxonomy places the organism in Eukaryota, Metazoa, Mollusca, Gastropoda, Lymnaeidae.
AGUAGCUGCAAUACUCCCACUCCUCAUCCACCUGAAGAACGAUUGCCGAAAUCCUACAUUGAAGAUUGGGUGAAUCAGGCUAAAACCUACACCUGUGAGACUCUGCAACAAGAGCCCAGAACUCAAGGCAGUGACUUAAACAGUGUUAAGUCGAAACCUGUUUAUGAGGAGGUCGCAUCUAUUCACAACUACACCAGGAGGGCCAGCUCUGUUGAGGGGCAAUCAAAUUUAACUACAGAGGUGAAUCAUGAUGACGGCACUAGAACAACACUAAUACUACCAGUGGCUGCAAAACUAAAGCUACCACCACAG